CCAAGGUUGUUUUUGAGCGACAUCGAUGACUUAGUUUUCUGCCGGACCGGCUCCGCCCAGCCGCCAAUAGAUUUCAUCCCACCUACGCUGAGGGGCAGCCGUUGCGCACUAUUUUCUGUCUUGCAUCUGUAUUUCGCCCAGCGAUAUAUAUCACCAGAUUCAUUUCUCCCUCGCACCGCACGCCUUUACCGUACCUCCUUCUACCUAUCGCACUUAACAUAUUCUAUCAGAGGCGCAGGAAGUGCCUCUGGCAUUGUAGGCUCGACUUCGCCUUCGGCCUUUGCGCAAAUAGUCAACCUCAUUCUCCCAAUCUCGCCACGGCACAACCACAGCCAAGGCGAUUAAUCCGUCGCACAUUCACCCACUCGGCCCGCUUUACGAACAAUGGCAUAUAGAGGAGCAAAACCAUUCGAUGUUCCCGGCCUUAACAAGGCUUUGAAGGUCCAGGACUUGGAGGAAAGCCGUGAUAUUUACAACAUGCUCCCAGACGAUUCACAACAACCGGAAAUCCUCGAGUCACACAUACACAAUCUUGCUGCACUCUUCGUUCGGAAUCGCGCUGAUGGAAUCCUCGGUAUCCAUUUAGCUCAUGGCCACUUCGCCGCCCCUGAUAACACCACCCUGCUAGGUGUUAACUACGAUAAGCCAUACUGUCGCUGGGCCAGACCUACGGUGAUCCGGACUGUGGACCUCAGCAACGUGCAUGGACAUAUAUUUGUUCUCACAGACCACGGUUUCCAUCCAUACGAGUAUCAAACAGGCCCUCUACCCGAUUUGUUCGAAGUUGACAGCGCCUUCCUCCCGGAACUCGCCGAAUAUCUGAUCACAAAUAACCUAUCAAAGCUUGUCGGACUUCAGGUCAUCGAUCCAAAUCCCACACGCAUGUUAGAGCUCAUUCUCCCUCAAGGAACUGUCAUGCUAGAUGUCUCGGUUCUAAAUGGUUGUGUCCCUACUAGGCAGACUGGCUGGAAGUUCGAAAGUGAGGAUGGCGAGCCACGCGUAUGUCAGGCAAAUGAGACGCAUGGCCAGCAUGCCAACGGUCAUGACAUUUAUAACAAAGGCAACCCUCAUCCAAAGCUGGAAACGUUUGAGGAUGUCAAGAAUGCACUUGUGGAAGUUGGAAUUCUCGAUCAGAUAGCUUAGCCUACUUAUUGUAUUGAAAAUUGAAAGGAAGUUCACCUGUGGAGUCGAAUAGUUAAAUGAGAUUAUAUUAAUCAUAUGGAUUGUUCAUACAGAC
Messenger RNA from Exophiala oligosperma, 1237 nucleotides. RefSeq lists its product as uncharacterized. NCBI's taxonomy places the organism in Eukaryota, Fungi, Ascomycota, Eurotiomycetes, Chaetothyriales, Herpotrichiellaceae. The coding region runs from base 385 to 1143 and encodes 252 amino acids. The record is from RefSeq and is a predicted model, not a curated record. The transcript has 3 exons.